Messenger RNA from Morchella importuna, 2619 nucleotides. RefSeq lists its product as uncharacterized. The record is from RefSeq and is a predicted model, not a curated record. Bases 1 to 2619 code for a protein of 872 amino acids. NCBI's taxonomy places the organism in Eukaryota, Fungi, Ascomycota, Pezizomycetes, Pezizales, Morchellaceae. The transcript is spliced from 4 exons. Gene Ontology annotation, molecular function: glutamine synthetase activity; hydrolase activity.
AUGGCCCCUUCACCCCCCACCUCCAUCUCCGACCUCCAAACCCUCAUCCUCACCCACCCCCUCAUCGACAACCACGCCCACAACCUCCUCCGCAGCACACACACCUCCGCCGCCCCCCUCGAAUCCAUCACCACCGAAGCCUCCGGCCCCGCCCUCCCCGACACCCUCCACACCCUCUCUCACCACCGCGCCGUCAAGCAGCUCUCCACCUGGCUCGGCUGCGACCCCACCUGGUCCGCCGUCAAGACCCACCGCGCAACCCUUGACGAAACCGAGUGGGCCAGAAAAUGCUUUGCGGGCACCCAAUGCAUCCUCAUGGACGACGGUCUCGACGAAGACAGCGUCGAGCCCUUCGCCUGGCACGACCAGUUCACUUCCAGCGGCACACGCAGAAUCGUCCGCAUCGAGAAAGUCGCCGAGACAAUCCUGCAAAAGUACUGUGUCGAGCUGCCGGAGGACCUCAAGGAGAUCUCGAGCGUGGGCCCAGAGAUCUUCAACAAGUGGGCGACCGAGUUUGCCGCCGUCAUGCGCGCGGCGCUGAAUGAUCCGAAGGUGGCGGGCUUCAAGUCGGUGGUGUGUUAUCGCAGCGGGCUCGACAUCAGCCCCGAGGAGACCCAGGCGGGGCCGCUGAUGGAUGCGUUUGCGGCGGUGCUGCGCAAGGCGAGGUGUGCGGCGGGGGCGGGCGGGUUUCGGAUUAGGGAGAAGGUGUUUAAUGACUUUUUAGUGAGGGAGAUCUCGAGGAGCAUUACGCAGCAUGAGGAGAAGAAGCCGUUGCAAUUCCAUACGGGGCUGGGUGAUAAUGAUAUCAAUCUGCUGAAGGCGAAUCCUGCGCAUCUACAAGCGCUUAUAAAAGCGUAUCCAGAGGUGCCGAUGGUGCUGCUUCACUCUGCGUAUCCGUACACCCAAGAGGCGGGCUACCUUGCGUCUGUCUACAAGAACGUCUACCUAGACUUUGGCGAAGUCUUUCCCAUGAUCUCACAAGACGGUCAGAAGACUGUAAUCAAACAGCUCUUUGAACUAGCACCCACCAACAAGCUAUUAUGGAGCACUGACGGUCACUGGUUCCCCGAAACCUACGCUCUCGCAAACUCUCAGAUGCGUGAAGUCCUGAGCGAGGUACUAGUCAAGCGUGUAAUAAAGGGGCAAAUCACGCUCGAGCAGGCCGCCGACAUCACCACCAAGCUCCUCUUCGACAACUCCAACGCCCUCUACAAGCUCAACCUCACCCCCACCGACCCCAGCAACAACCCACCCCUCGCCGGCGACUCCCCCGCCUACGCGCACCCCGAAGUCCACCUGCUCAACAAGUUCCUCUCCAAGCACCCCAAAGUGCGCUUCUUCCGUCUCGAAUGGCUCGACUACACCUCGACCAUGCGCCUGCGCGUCGUCUCCGUCAAGCAGAUGAAAAAGAUGGUCGAGAAGCGCUCCUUCCUCGAGAUCACCUCGGCCUCGCUCUCCAUACUGCAGGACGAUAGCCCCACCGACGACUUCAAGCACUGCGGCCAGCUUAUGGUCAUCCCCGACUGGAGCAGCCUUCGCAGCUGCGAAGGCUACGCCCCCGGCCACGCCAGCGUCAUGUGCUUCCUCCGCGACAAGCACCCCUCCCACCCCGACGGCCUCGAAGUCGACAUCUGCCCUCGCACCGUCCUCGCCAAAGCCGCACGCCGCGCCAAGGACGACCACGGCGUCGACUUCCUCGUCGGCAUCGAGACCGAAGUCGUCUUCCUGCACCGGGACCCUGACGGAACCCGCGACCUCGAACCCAUCAGCGGCAUCCACGCAUGGAGCACCGGCCGCGCCCUGCAAAACGAGAGCAUGACCAUCCUCAUGGAGUGCGUCGAGGCGCUCGAGGGCAGCGGCGUCGAGGUCCUCCUCUUCCACCCCGAGAGCGCCGACGGCCAGUACGAGAUCGUCACGGGCCCGCUGCCCCCGCUAGCGAGCAUCGACACGCUCUACCACACGCGCGAGACAAUCGUGCACAUCUGCGCAAAGUACAAGAUCCGCGCGACAUUCCAUCCGAAGCCCUUCCAAACACGCGCGGGGACCGCUGCGCACGCACACAUCUCGAUCUCGCCGCCAACGCGCGAGAAUGAGGAGCAUUUCUUCGGGGGCUUGCUGGAGAGCUUGAGGGCGGUCGCGGCGUUCACAAUGCCAAAUAACGCGAGCUAUGAGAGGCUGCUGGACACGUGCUGGGCGGGCGGGACGUGGGUCGCGUGGGGUGACCAGAAUAAGGAGGUUCCGCUCAGGAGGUGCUCCAAGGAGGAUGCACACUGGGAGAUCAAGUGCAUUGAUGGAAUUGCGAACUUGUAUCUCACCAUGGCUGCGGUCAUCGGUGCGGGCUGUCUAGGACUCAAGGCGAAGACCAAACUCCCAGGUACGGGCGCAAAAGAUGACCCUUCGAAGAUGACCUCGCGCGAACGAAACGGGCUCGGCAUCGUCAAGAAGCUUCCAAAAGACCUAGGCGAGGCGCUCGAUGCGCUCAAGGAGCACAAGAAGCUAAAGGAGUGGGUUGGCGUCGACGCGAUGGAGAAGUAUCUCAUUGUAAAGAAGGGCGAGAGGGCACUCAUGGAGACGAUCCCGGCGGAGGACAGGCGAGAGUGGAUGUUGGAGAGGUACUAG